Molecule: messenger RNA, 3036 nt
Organism: Macadamia integrifolia
Lineage: Eukaryota; Viridiplantae; Streptophyta; Magnoliopsida; Proteales; Proteaceae
Product: protein FRIGIDA-ESSENTIAL 1-like
Exons: 6
Coding region: 258-2723 (821 amino acids)
Molecular function (GO): metal ion binding
Source: RefSeq, a predicted model, not a curated record
GGAUUACUCCUUGGCUGACAAAGAAUAACCGUCCUGAGUUGCCUUAGUCUGCUCACGUUUAUAACGCUAUGCGUACUCCUUGACGUCUGUCAUCGAACGUUAACUUCCUAGAGCAGAGAUUUUGUCGACUAUUUCAUACAUUGAUAGAUAGAUAGAGACCAUAGAGAGAGAGAGAGAGAGAGAGAGAGAGAGAGAUUCAGAGAAAGCAAAGCAGAGCGGAGCAGAGCAGCGGAGUUGGGACUUGGAAUACUCCAUUAAUGUCUUCUUCAUCCUCCGAAAGCGAUGACAUGCCAGUCACCGCCGAAGCCUCCGAGAAAGACUGUGAUUCUGGAAUCGAAAACAACGACUAUGACGACGGUGAUGGAGAUGUAGACGAAGUAGAUGAUGUAGAUGAUGCAGACAAAGAUAAAGAUGGUGGCAGAGAGGAAGCGGAAAACGAACAAGGAGAUGAUGAUUCUAGUCAAGAAAUCAAGUCUGAGGGGCAAGAUGAGGACUCAAGGUCUGGUUCCUCCACUCCAGAGAAAUCUGAAUCAAGUCUACCUGCAGAUAUUCAUGACAUGAAAGGUACCCUGUCAGAUAAGAAACCUCCUUGUGAUGUUCAGAGAGUCUAUGAUGAAGCCCAUAAUGGUGGUGAAUCUUAUUUGAGUAACAGUGAUCCCUUGGGUGCUCACAGCACCAUAUCCUUGUCCGAACAAAAGAAAGUUGUAGGUGCUGAGACCCUGAUGAGUAAUGGCUCCAGCAAGAAGGAUUCUAAUGUCGUCCUAAAUACUGGGGAUGAUACAAAGCUAAUGGAUAUCAAGGAAGGGGAGAACCUCAAACUAAGUGUGUCAAGUUUGCCUACUUCCCAGAAAAGGCCUAGAAGUUUGUCUACUGGUGCUGAUUUUGAGGACCGAAGCAAGCACCAUGCAAUUGUUUGUGACUUUUUUGCUAGAGGUUGGUGUAUAAAGGGGAGUUCUUGUAGGUUUCUGCAUCAGCGAGAUGGUACUGGUAAGAGAGAUGUGCCUGUUGCAAAUCGGAAAAAUGAACUAGACAUGGAUGCAGGUUUGAGACAAGAUAUGGAUGCAUCAAAAUUUUCUUCUUUUCCUGAACCAUUGGCUUCUUCAGUCGCAGAUAGUUCUUCAGCCAAGUGUCAGAUCCCUUCAGAAAGAUUCCUACCCAGGAAGCAUGGAGAAAAUCUUAGGUGGCAUCAAUUUCCUGAAGAGCAGAGGUUUUCUUCCUUCCAUAGAGGCAGCCCAUCUCCAGGCAUACUACAGGAAGCUGGUGGGUCAACAUCACUACCCCACCGUGACCUCCAGAAAUUUUCUUCAACCGGAGAUGAUCUUGGUCUUGUCUCCUCUUUCGGGGAUGUAACCAGGGAGAAUAUGGGUCAAUCUUUGCAUACAGAUGAAUUCAAGCAUGCUUCACCUGUUGUUCAGGGUGAUUUUUGUAAAUUUGAUACUCGUGGUAGGGUUUGGCGGUCCAAUUGUUCUGAUACAGAAGAAUUUGUUGGAGGAUCUCCUUUAGUAAGGGGUAGGUCGGUUCCUGAUGGUAGAUUCAUUUCAACUGCCUCGAUUAUAUCAUCUAGUAUGUGCAGAGGCAGUAGCAAUCCCUCUGUUUAUGAUCAUACAUCAUCAGUUUUCAGCUCCAGCACACCAUUUUCUUCCAUAAGCAUAUCACCGUCACGCCAUACUGACUGUCCAGGAGGUUCAUUCUCUUUUAAAGGUUUGGAUGGUGAUAGGGAAUAUCAUGCUUCCCAUUCUGCUUCCUGGCCUCGAAAUUCCUCUUCACCAUUCUACUCAAGAUCGGAAGCAGACCGUUUGCCUCUACCUGGUGUUCCCAAGGAUCUAUCAACCUCUGCAGGACAUAAACUACAAUUUAGUUCAAGCGACUGGGAGCCAUCUGUACCUUUUCGACCAUCUUUUUUCUUUGAUCCUGCAAGUCUAUCAUUUUCUGGAAGCCAAUUUGAUCCCCGUCUUGAUACCAUUGAGCCACCUAGUGGAGGACAUAAGUCCUUUGAAGUUUCUUCCUUAAGUCAUGGGGUGGGUAUCCAACAUAUGUCAUAUCAGCAGACAAGCCAUGACCCUGGUUUAACUUGGCUGCAUGGCCCAGAAUAUAAUGCUGAUGAACAUUCACUUUCAUUUAAUCGGCAGUCUCAUGGCAGUGUAGAGGAAAAGAAUAUUCAUUCUCAUGGCUUGCAUAUAGCUGCUGAUGAGACUACUGGAACAUUUGUAGCUGAUGACCAAACUAAAGUUUCUACGCCUAGAGAAGGGAAUAAUGAGGGGCCUGGCCAUGGGAUUGUUGUAGAUGUUGCAAAUACAAAAGAGAUCAGUCAUGAUCCUAACCCUAGAUAUCAAACAGAUGCCAGACACAAAAACGAAUCACAACCAGGUAGUGGUAAAUUUAUCAAUGAAAUGGAUCUUCCUCAAAAUCCCAGACAAAAGCAACAUGUUGAUGCACAAAGCAAGGAAUCAAAAGCCUUUAAAAUUUUCCAUGCUCGUCUUAUUGAGUUUGUGAAAGAAUUGCUAAAACCAUAUUGGCUUGAGGGUCAUCUGAGCAAGGAUGCGCAUAAAACUAUUGUCAAAAAAGCAGUUGACAAGGUCAUGGGGACAUUACAGCCCCAUCAAAUUCCUAGUACAACAGAAGCAAUUAACCAAUACCUUUCUUUUUCCCGAUCUAAAAUUUCAAAGCUUGUUGAGGGUUAUGUUGAUAAAUAUGCCAAAUCAUCUGCUGCUGCCAGUGGCUGAAUGGUAUUACUUUUGUACAGUUAGCUACAUAUGUCACUAACUUGAAGUUAUGAGGCAUUUGAAGUCUAUCUUGGACUUCACUCCUAAUAGCAAGCACUGAGAUUCAUAGUUUUAUGUUUUGGAUUUUCUUGCUUCAAAUACAAAUAAUUUUUUCUCCUGUGUUAUACCUCUGAUGAGAAUGUAGGAUCUUUCUUCUUCUUUUUGCAAGCGAGGGAUAAUGAAUGCGUCCUUAAUGCUUAUGUAUGCUAAUAUUUUGAUUCUAGGGUUUUGAAGUACCUAGGGAAAAAAAAUGAAUUUCUAUUGUUUUGAAUCA